Molecule: messenger RNA, 1224 nt
Organism: Capsicum annuum
Lineage: Eukaryota; Viridiplantae; Streptophyta; Magnoliopsida; Solanales; Solanaceae
Exons: 4
Coding region: 1-1224 (407 amino acids)
Source: RefSeq, a predicted model, not a curated record
AUGACAACUCCUAGUACUAGUACUACUAACGCCUCAACUGGUACUGCUGGGCUUGAAGAGUUAUCUUUGGACCCUUCUCAUCGUUAUUACAUCCAUCCUUCUGAGAGUCCUAGCCAUCAGUUAGUUCCUAUACCGUUCAAUGGCUCUGGUUAUGCUAUUUGGAGAAAUAACAUGAUCACAUCCUUGUCUGCCAAAAAUAAGUUGGGAAUGGUAAAUGGAAAAUUUCCUCAACUUGACUCUCACAAUCCAUAUUUCCAGUUCUGGGAAAGGUGUGAUCAUAUGGUUAAAGCUUGGAUCAUAAAUUCUCUCUCACGAGAUAUUGCUGUUAGUGUUAUGUGUCUUCCUACUGCUAGAGAUGUAUGGAAAGACAUAAAUGAUAGGUAUGGUCACUCUAAUGGGUCUAGGUAUAUCUAUAUUCAAAAGGAAAUUAAUUCAACUGUUCAAGGGUCUUCAAGCAUAGCUGCUUAUUUCACUAAGAUGAGGUCUCUCUGGGAUGAACUGAAUGCCUUUUAUGUUGGUCCUGAGUCCACAUGUGGUGCAUUGUCCAAGUUCAUUCAUGAUCAACAAUUGUUCCAAUUUCUUAGAGGCUUGAAUGAAGGACCUUUUCAUCAAAAGUUCAAUUUUAGCACUAUUAAACAGUUCCAUGGAUCACAGACAUGCAAAUAUUACAAGAAGCAUGGUCAUACUAUUGACACCUGUUAUAGUCUUCAUGGAUUCCCUCCUGAUUUCAAGUUCACCAAGAAUAAGAAAUCCUCUGCUUCCUGUGUUCAGCUAUCAGAUCCAGAUCCUGAUAUCAAGCCACGUUCAAACCACUACAAAGAGAACUCUUCUCAUGGUUCGUAUAAUAGCUCAGUUUUUACUUCUGCUGGCUAUAGUGUAUAUGCUUCUUCCCAAUUACUCCCUACCUCCUGGGGCCCUUCUCUGAAGAGGCCACUGGAAAUUGGUAAUGCUGUCAAUGGAUUAUACUACUAUCAUGCUGCUCCCUCUGCUUCUCCAGUACCUGAUCACCAGUCUGCUGUUUCUCAAGUUUCUGCUUCUAGUUGUACACAUAUUUCAAAUUCUGUCAAUGUAUCUCACGAUAUCCCACCUGUGAUUCCCUCUUAUUGUAAUUCUUCACAUAUUUCUAAUAAAAUGGAUGUAUUUUGGCACCAGAGACUUGGUCACAUGCCUUAUCAUAAAAUGAAAUCCAUUCCUUCUCUUCAGUCUCAGCUUUCUCCAAGUUAA